AUGGCUUUCAAGCAUACGCCCUCGCUGGUUCUUCUGCUUCUAUGUUCUGCGCUGGCUGCGAACGCUCUUCAUUUCUACUUGGACGCAAACGAGAAGAGGUGCUUUAUUGAGGAAUUGCCAACAGAUACUGUAGUCGAAGGCCAUUACAAGGCUUUGGAGUGGUCAGAGAAACAGCAAUCAUACAUCUCGGAUGAGAAUCUGGGCAUACACGUUGAAGUAGAGGAAGUAGAAACUGGCCACACGGUCGUUAAAAGUAAGGGUCCGUCUGAAGGCAAAUUCACAUUUACCUCGCACGACGCAGGCGACCACUCCAUCUGCCUCUCCACGAAUUACACAUCUUGGUUUUCCUCUACCCACAUCCGCCUCUAUCUUGAUAUCGUGGUCGGAACCACACGUCCUGAUACCGAGCAUGAUAGGACGCAUGUCUCUGAGAUAGCGGCCAAAGUGCGAGACCUCAAUCAAAAACUGGAGGACAUUCGUCGGGAGCAGCAAUACCAGCGGGAAAGAGAAGCAGAUUACAGAGAUUUAAGCGAAAUGACAAACUCUCGCGCGGUUUGGUACAGUGUCGUGCAGAUUGUGGUGCUCAUUGUUACAUGUGUUUGGCAGUUAAGACAUCUAAAGAACUUUUUUGAGGAUCGAAAAUCGAGAUAG
This is a messenger RNA of Lentinula edodes (shiitake mushroom), 651 nucleotides long. Its product is annotated as emp24/gp25L/p24 family/GOLD-domain-containing protein. The coding region runs from base 1 to 651 and encodes 216 amino acids. Gene Ontology annotation, biological process: Golgi organization; endoplasmic reticulum to Golgi vesicle-mediated transport; intracellular protein transport. The transcript is spliced from 4 exons. NCBI's taxonomy places the organism in Eukaryota, Fungi, Basidiomycota, Agaricomycetes, Agaricales, Omphalotaceae. The record is from RefSeq and is a predicted model, not a curated record. Gene Ontology annotation, cellular component: endoplasmic reticulum; Golgi apparatus; endoplasmic reticulum-Golgi intermediate compartment.